AUGGCUGACAAGAAACAAUACAUUUCGACAGAUCCACCUGAAAAGAUCAAGUUUCGUCCAGAUCCUCAAGAAGAGCAAAAGUCGUAUUUGAAGAUCACAAACAAGAGUGAAAUGAAGCAAGCAUUCAAAGUGAAAUGCACCAGAAAUGAUUUGUUUCGUAUCAAACCAGCCACUGGGAUUCUCGAUUACAAUCAAACAUUGACGAUUGCUCUCAUUUAUAGAGGAGGUCAAGAGAAGCUUCCAUCCGAAGAGAGACAUCAUUUUGGUGUUUAUCACAUUCCUGCGCCCGAAGGAUGUACUUGUGAAGGCGCAUGGGCUGAACAUUAUGGACCGCCGCAGGGAGAACAUAAACUCAGAGUCGUUUGGGAAUAA
This is a messenger RNA of Caenorhabditis briggsae, 372 nucleotides long. The transcript has 2 exons. The coding region runs from base 1 to 372 and encodes 123 amino acids. The record is from RefSeq and is a predicted model, not a curated record. Lineage: Eukaryota; Metazoa; Nematoda; Chromadorea; Rhabditida; Rhabditidae.